AUGUUACGGGGGUCGUGGUCUUGGAUAGUAGUGGCAUCGCGCUCCAGCUUCUAUCACUUCUGCUUCCUCUGUCUCUGUUCGUGGACUGACGCUUUAGACGUAAAAUAUAGCUACACCCACCACGCACCAGCGAUGCCUCAGGUCGGACCUUUCUCAAUUCCUUAAGAGAUCGGGUCCUGUUGGUGUCGAACUCGGUUCGAUGUAAGUAGCAGACUGGUCAGCUUGGUGUGCCGUCCUUUGUGGCUUUCGUCGACUGCGCCCGGCGACGGGGAGAUGGAGCCGCGUUCAAAUAAGUGGGUGAGUGAAUAAAUGAGUGCAAUUAUUAAUGGGAAAUGUGUUUUUGGUUAUUUUGGAAGCAACCUUACCAAGCGCAACUAGUUGUAUUGGUGACAUUAAUGGAAUGGACAUGGAUGCAUUUAAAUUUUUU
Molecule: messenger RNA, 427 nt
Organism: Amoebophrya sp. A25
Lineage: Eukaryota; Dinophyceae; Syndiniales; Amoebophryaceae
Source: the annotation of a GenBank genome assembly